UUGAACUGAUAGAGAAGUUGUCAGAAGACGGAUUCCUUUACGCUGGGACAGUGAGAAAGAACCGUCUCGCAAAGUGCAAUGUCUUGGAGGAAAAUGCCCUGAGGAAGAAAGGACGAGGAUCACAUGAUUUUAGAGUAGAAUCAAAGACCAAUACCGUGUGUGUUAGAUGGCAGGAUUCCAAUGCGUUAACCCUCAUGUCAAACUAUGCAGGUCCUGAGCCUAUGGACAAAGCCCGUCGCUGGGACAAGAGCAAGAAAGACUACAUCAACGUUGACCGCCCAUACAUCAUCAGAGAAUACAAUACACACAUGGGUGGUGUGGAUAUGCUGGAUGCACACAUCUCCCGAUGUAAGUAUUCCAUUCGAACGCGGAGAUGGUACCUUAUACUCUUCUGGCAAUUUACCAGUAUUGGCGUAAUCAAUGCAUGGCUCCUGUACAAACGUGACUGUUCCCUACUGGGAAUCACAGGCAAGAGUGUGAUGAAGCUGUGCCAAUUCCAGUCCAAGGUUGCACAAGCACUGAUUGAGCGUGGAACCACCAGAAAGUCAGGUAGACCAUCCCUUGAUGAGGAAACAUCGCCCAAACCACCUAAGAUAAUCCGUGUCGAGCCAUGUGAAGAUGCACGUUUCGACCAAAUUGCACACUGGCCAGUAAAAAGAGACAAGCGUCGUCGCUGUGCAGUUUGCAAAACCAUCAAAACUGAUACGUGUUGUGAGAGAUGUGAUGUUCCUCUGUGUUUCAACGAGCGCAGAAAUUGCUACAAACUGUAUCAUAUAAAGUAG
This is a messenger RNA of Paramuricea clavata, 782 nucleotides long. The record is from the annotation of a GenBank genome assembly. NCBI's taxonomy places the organism in Eukaryota, Metazoa, Cnidaria, Anthozoa, Malacalcyonacea, Plexauridae.